AUGGGUUCAUUGCUUCAAUAUGCUUUCAUUACUAUAUCGGCUUUGAUAUUGAUACAGCUUGGAGUCACAGUGACAGCCACGAGUUCCUGUUCAACCUGCACACAAACAAGCCCAACGCUCACCAUUGAUACGACAAGCUCUGGAUCAGCUCCGUUUGAUAGCGAUGUUAUGGGAACGGAUGGAAAUGGACGUGUGACAAGAACGCUAACUUGUACAUCAACAGUUGCUGGGUAUGCUGCAUAUAUCUCGGUGAGUCUU
This is a messenger RNA of Mesorhabditis belari, 258 nucleotides long. NCBI's taxonomy places the organism in Eukaryota, Metazoa, Nematoda, Chromadorea, Rhabditida, Rhabditidae. The record is from the annotation of a GenBank genome assembly.